GAACUUCUCUUCAUCCAUGACCGGGUGCAUGGUGAUCGUCUAACCUAAAUAUGCAUACCCGUCGUACCCAAUAUAUUUGAUGCGAACUUGACACAAUUCACGAUAAUUAUCAAUAAUCAUUUAUUCUCGCGGUAAUUAUUUUUCUUUACACCCGCUCGUAAGUCACAUUAAUGGCAAUGCUGCAGUUCAGCUCGAUGUUGUACAACGCGACCACCAGGCUGACGCCUCGCUCGUCCUGGCGUUUCACCGCCCUCGUGGCCUGCAACUCCAGCACGGUGGCCACCGGCGAGCAACCCGCCGCGUCUGAGAAUGACAACAGUGCUAAGUUCUCAAGUACGCAAGCCGUCUCGCAGAAGGAAGAGGUGCAUAAGUCUAAGGAGAGUGUCCAGACGAUAAUUAAUACGACAAAAGAGAGUGACGACAGCAGUAUACGGUCGAGUAACGGCAAUACAGUAUUUUCUAAACAAUUUCAAGCCGCCACGUCUAUAAAUGACUUGCUGAACUUGGCAGUAUUGCCAAACCUGCCCAAAAGUGAUGCCCUGAAGGUGCUAUCGAGCAUAACUAAUCAGAUAAACAGUGGGAAAGCGCAGACACAAGACGUCGAGGCUGACGGAAGGUUUGUUCAUCUGAAGAAAUUAAUUCAGGGCAAUUUAAAAGAGACAUCGAGUAAUCUGUUAAAAUACUCCCAGUUAUCUACGCCUGCAAUGAUUGCAGUGAUAGCGUCGUUGAGGGAACAAGGAAAGAGAAAUACUCCGCUAUUAAAGAUGCUGUCCUACAAUAUUGUGAAGUACAACACGGCAUUGGAUGUAAAACAGUGCGCGACUUUGUUAUACAGCAUGGCUGUACUCAAUUUUCCAGACAAGAUCUUGUUGGAAAAAAUCACAUCUGACUUACUGGGAUGUAUAUCAGAAAACAACAACUGUGCUAUAAACAAAUCCAUAAUAACGUCACUCGGAUUUCUGCGUUACAAGAAUGUGAAUCUACUUGAUGCGUUCUGUAACACGUUCUUUAAGAACUCGAUGGAGUACAACUUUCUGGAUUAUUCAUCGAUACUACAAACGUUUGCGGCUCUACAAUUUAAAUCGCAGAAAGCAAACUCGUUUAUCAAGAAAUUUGUACAACAUGCAAGCCCACAUCAAACGUCUUUGCUUGAAUGGUUGGAUAUUGUUUGGUCCUUAGCAGCUUUAGAUGAAAUGCAACCAAAACAUGCAGAAUUCGUGCUGGAUCCUAAAUUUGUAAAACAAUUAAACAGCUCUAAACAGCUGAGUGUAUCGAAAAUGUUAAAAUUAUUAAAUAUCAAUGCCGUUGCACAGUUUAUACUGAAGGAUUAUGAAGGACCUUUUUUACCGGAAGAUGCAGAAUUUAACAAUGUAUCUAUAUUUAGAUCAAAGGAAAAGCAAAUGUACAUAAAUGCAUUGUUGGAAACAUUAACGGAAAUAUUACCAUCUUCGUCUUAUUUUGAAACAAAUAUUGAUACGAACAUGGGCUUUUUGUUAGAUGCAGAAUAUCGCAUAAAUGACGAAUAUAAAUUUGUAAAAGUGGAAGAUUGGAAUGAACAGUCGAAUAAUGUACAAAGGAUAGCAAUAAUGGUGCUCGAUUACCAUGAUUAUUGCAUAGGACAGAACGAUCUCGUAGGAUCGAUAUAUUUAUACACACAAUUGUUAAAAGCCAGAGGAUACGAGAUCAUAACAGUUUCUUAUGAAAACUUCAGUGUACAGGACAAUAUUAAAAAACGUAUUGAAUACCUGAAGCAGUGCAUGAAUAGUGUUCAAGAGAAGUCAGUAAAACAAAUGAAAUCAGUAUAGUGCAGUAUUGGCCUAGUCCAAUAAAAUCUAAAUAAAUAUUUAAAAAAUAUGUAUAUAGAUGCUUUUAUUGUUCCUUAUGUGUUUCAAAAUUGGAAAUUAAUUAAAUGUUAUACUUAUAGUUA
Molecule: messenger RNA, 1927 nt
Organism: Wasmannia auropunctata (little fire ant)
Lineage: Eukaryota; Metazoa; Arthropoda; Insecta; Hymenoptera; Formicidae
Product: protein TBRG4
Exons: 10
Coding region: 171-1805 (544 amino acids)
Biological process (GO): regulation of mitochondrial mRNA stability
Source: RefSeq, a predicted model, not a curated record